UUCUUUGGGCCAGUCCCCAGUCCUUGGGGGCUAAUGCUGUAAGUCGGCAAAUAUGGACACAGCGCACAGUGCCCCGACGGCGGGCAAGUUCGUGGUGGUCGGCGGCGGCAUCGCUGGGGUCACCUGUGCGGAGCAGUUGGCUGUUCAGUUUCCAUCAGAAGAGAUCCUCCUGGUAACAGCUUCUCCAGUUAUUAAAGCAGUUACAAAUUUUAAGCAGGUUUCUAAAACACUGGAAGAAUUUGAUGUUGAAGAACAACUAAGUACCGUGCUAGAAAAGCGCUUUCCCAACAUUAAGGUUAUAGAAUCUGGCGUGAAGCAACUAAAGAGUGAAGAGCAUUGCAUUUUAACAGAAGAUGGCCAUCAGCAUGUAUAUAAGAAGCUUUGUCUGUGUGCUGGAGCUAAACCAAAGCUGAUUUGUGAAGGAAAUCCAUAUGUGUUAGGGAUCCGCGAUACAGACAGCGCUCAGGAAUUUCAGAAAAAGCUUGUUACAGCUAGAAGAAUAGUAAUCAUAGGAAAUGGUGGUAUUGCACUUGAACUAGUGUAUGAAGUUGAAGGCUGUGAAGUAAUUUGGGCCAUUAAAGAUAAAGCUAUUGGGAAUACUUUCUUCGAUGCAGGGGCAGCUGAAUUCUUGAUAUCAAAGCUCACUGCUGAAAACCCAGAGGCUAAAAUUGCACAUAAAAGAACCAAAUAUACAACUGAAGACAGGAAGAAGAAAGGAGAAACAACAGUGAAUGCCGACAGUCUGGGCAGUGCUUUGGGGCCUGACUGGCACGAAGGCUUGAAUCUUAGGGGAACAAAAGAGUUUUCUCGUAAGAUUCACAUUGAAACUGUGUGUGAAGUAAAAAAAAUCUACCUUCAGGAAGAAUUUAGAAUUUCUAAGAAAAUGUCUUUAAAUUUUCCUGAAGACCAUCAUAAUCAGUCUGUUAGAACUGACACAGAAAUUUGGCCUGUGUAUGUGGAAUUAACCAAUGGAAAGAUCUAUGGCUGCGAUUUCAUUGUCAGUGCUACAGGAGUAACACCAAAUACAGAACCUUUUGUCAGUGGCAACAACUUUGAUCUAGGAGAAGAUGGUGGCUUGAAAGUGGACGAUCAUAUGCACACCUCCAUUUCUGACAUCUAUGCUGCAGGUGACAUCUGCACAGCCGCCUGGCAGCACAGCCCCUUCUGGCAGCAGAUGAGGCUGUGGACACAGGCCAGACAGAUGGGCUGGUACACAGCCAAGUGCAUGGCUGCAGAUGCUUCAGGACACUCUAUUGACAUGGAUUUCAGCUUCGAACUUUUUGCUCAUGUGACAAAAUUUUUUAACUAUAAGGUUGUGUUGCUGGGAAAAUACAAUGCACAAGGUUUGGGUUCAAAUCAUGAAUUAAUGCUGAGGUGUACCAAAGGACAAGAAUACGUUAAAGUCGUCAUGCAGAAUGGGCGAAUGAUGGGAGCUGUGUUAAUCGGUGAAACUGAUUUAGAAGAAACAUUUGAAAACUUAAUCUUAAACCAGAUGAAUCUGUCAUCAUAUGGAGAAGAUCUAUUAGAUCCAAAUAUUGAUAUAGAAGAUUAUUUUGACUAAAGUGGACAUUACAGGAAACACAAAA
Condylura cristata (star-nosed mole) is the source of this 1586-nucleotide messenger RNA. RefSeq names its product pyridine nucleotide-disulphide oxidoreductase domain 1 (gene PYROXD1). The transcript is spliced from 12 exons. The coding region runs from base 53 to 1561 and encodes 502 amino acids. NCBI's taxonomy places the organism in Eukaryota, Metazoa, Chordata, Mammalia, Eulipotyphla, Talpidae. The record is from RefSeq and is a predicted model, not a curated record. Gene Ontology annotation, molecular function: flavin adenine dinucleotide binding; oxidoreductase activity.